CUGCCGCCGACGUUUCACGCAGCCGCCACCGCGCUCGUCGGCACAUAAGUACUCACUCUCUCGCUCUCGCUCUGUCUACCUCUGCGCGCCUGUACACUACUCUGAAUUCGCUGACAGACAGACGGACGGACAGGCAGGCAUCGUCAACUCCGCAGCCCUCGAGUACGCGAAGCUUCAACCGAUCGGAAAGACAGCGAGGAGGAAGACACGCCGGUGAAUAAAUUGCUCUAUAUCGCAAGAAAUAGAGAGAAGGAGCCUCAUUAAAGAUGCAGAGGGAAAUCGCGCUCUCCUGGCUCCUGUUGGCCACGUUUGCCGCCCUCGCCAUCUCCAACCGAGUCGAGGCUCUGCCUUUCAUUAGAUCGCGAUCACUCUGGAAUCAAUUCCAAGAAGAUUAUCCCGAAGCUGCUCAAGAAUUGUUGGACAGAAUUGAAAAUUUCGCAGUCUACGCACAGCCGGAUAACGCAAAGCGCGGCCUCGACUUGGGACUGAAUCGUGGCUUCAGCGGCAGCCAAGCGGCGAAGCACCUGAUGGGUCUCGCGGCCGCCAAUUACGCCGGUGGUCCCGGGAGGAGGCGCCGCUCUGAACAGGCGUAGACUAGCCCAUUAGACCGCACAGCACCCGCCGCCUCCACGCCGAAUCUACUCCAUGCAGCCGAUGCCGCCAAAGACACUCUCAGCUCUUCUAGUCCUUCUAUAUAGAUAUAUGCAUCUAAAGUACACUCAGACACGCACAGAUAUAUACAUGCAGACACUGAAAAGUCCAAUUACUGUAGACCUUAACUGCUACUAAGCUCCGAACUGAAUAUUACUGUAUAUGUCAGUGCAGCAGCUCGUUUCUUCCUAUAUAUAAAAUAUACAAAUGAAUCUUUUUUCCUGUUGUUUACCCAAUUUGUUUCGAUUGUUCUUGAGUGCGCGUUCCUCAUUUUUUUACGAUUGAAGAAGUGGAGCCGGUGAUACAAAUAGCUUGCGAUUGACUGAAGUGCGAUUGUCGAGAGUCAAUUUUUUCAAGUAUAUACUAUGUAAUUGUAUUUUUUUUGCAUAAUAAUAAACAUUUAGACAGAGCGAUUAGUUUGAGGAUUCGAUGAUCGGGAUGCAUCAAUUUUCAGGCGUGACGAUUACGAGAAAAAUAACUUAUUUUUGUUUACAUUAAAUGUUGAUGGAGUAUUUCAUUGUACUACUGCGUAGAUUAUAUAUUUUUGUUGUUCUUAAAUAAACUAGAUUUUGAAAAAAAUAUAUAAAAAUUAUAUAUGAAUUUGAGAGUGAUGAAAUAUGAGAUUGAAAUUUAAAAAAUAAAUAAAUAUAUAUACUAAAAAUAAUAGAAUUUUUUAUUUACAAUUAAUGUAUAUACUAUAUAUACUUAUAAUUUUUUAUAUUUAUUUGAACAAACUUAACUUUAAAAAUGUUAUAAUUGACUUAUAGUAUAAAUUCAAAAGAAUAUUUUAACUAACAAAAAUCCUAUAAUAAAAUAAACUAUAUAUUACUUGAAAUCGAUUAUUAUAAUAUUUCAAGCAUUUGAUCCCCGCCGCUGUCCUAUUUUGCCUCGUAGCUUAAUAUUAUUUGUUCCUAUAUGGUACCAAAAUAUUAAAUUUUUCUUUUUACAUGUGUAGAGUCUUGCAUUUUUAAUCCUUUGAAAGCAGGUAUGAAAAGUAUUUAAUUAUUAUCUAUAUAUGUACUAUAGUUCUUUAUUUCUGCUUGAGACUCGACAAAUGAAUAGCUGUCAAAUUUAGCAAUUUCCGUAGGAGCUUUAAUAAAAAAAAAUGAUAAAACGAUAACAAUAACGAUAAAAAUCAACGUGAACGAGUAAAUAUAAAUAUAUGAGUUUACAGAUAUAUUAUUAUGAAAAUAUAUAUGUAUUAUGAGAGAGAGAGAGAGAGAGAGAGAGAGAGAGAGAGAGAGAAGAGACGUUUUAGCGAGUCGACAUUAUAUUUAUUAUUAUAUAAUAUGUAGAUAUAAACAUAUAUGUGAACGUUGCUAAAGAUGUAUUUAUUAUAUCCUGUAGAAAUAAAAAAAACGCAGAAAUAUUUAGCAUUUUGAACUAUAUGAAAGCUCGCGUCCACGAUCAGUAUUUACAAUGUGUCCUCACUAUUAUCGAUCGUUCACAUAAGCAUUAUAAUAAACAUUAUUCAUAAAUAAUGGUAAAUUGUGAAUGCACUAUUCUAUUCAUCCUUUACCUGGUUAUAUGCACCUUCAAAAUAAUAGAUAGACAAGAGUGUACGAGUUAAUGUGCACCUUGUUAUGUUGACUAACUCGUUAAUAUACUGAAAAUAAUCGGGGGAAAAUGAUACGUGUUAUUUGUAUACAUAUAAGUACUAAAAUACAUUUUUAUUAUGAUUUAUUUUAUGUAGCGAUAUAUUUAAAUUAUUAUAUAUAUUCAAAUAUACUCAGAAUACUCAGAAUUACUUUUUCCCAAAACAAAUUAAAAAAUCAUCAUUUGAUUGAUUAUUUUAGAGCCUUAUGUAUAGAUAUCAAAACAAACACAAACUUGAAUGUUCCUUGGACUUUGAGAGUGAAAAGUAGGUAUAAGUAUGUAACUCAGUGGUUACAAAAACUUUAAGAAAUAAGAUAUUAAAAAAUAUAUACAUACUACACAUUAUAUACGUUGUUUUCAGUUCCUUUUGCGAAUGUCACAGGAAACACCUUAUUUGUACUAACAAUUUUAACAAAAAAGGAAAAAAUUAAUUAGCUAGCGACUAUUCAGCAAUAUUUGUGAAGUAUAAAAUAGAAUGCCUUUAUUUCUAUGGAUCUAAAGUAAAAGAUUACGUUGACUAGUUUAUAUUCUAGUUUUAUUGAAAUGAAUGCUAUACUUAAAAUUCCCUGUUAAAGAUUAUAAAAUUAUACUUUUUGAAAAACUGUGUAUUAAAAUAUAUGACUACGCAUUGAUGUUAAUUAUCUAUUCUUAUAUACGCGACCCUGCAUUAGAAGGCUAUCUAAUUGAAUAUAUAAUUUAUAUAAAACUUAUAUAUAUAUAUAUACAUAUAUAUAGUUGAAUAUAUUACUGUGACGUGACGUUUAUCUUGUCCAUGGGGAGAUUAAUGAAUCAGAAACAUACAUCAAUAUGGAGAGAAAAUAAAUACAUGCAUUUGUUGGAAUGAUGCUAAUAAUGAUACAUAAAAUGGAAAUUAUGAGUAUGCUAUCAUUUUUUAUUACUCCAUUCAGAAAUGGUUUAUAAAUACACUGUCUAAAAACGCAUAAUUAAUAUUAUUAAAAUAUAAUAUUGUCAGAUGUGUACGAUGUGUACAAUUUAAUGAGCACUUUGAGGUUCGCAGUUUUACUAUUUCUGUAUUGAGCAAUCAUUCUAUUAUUAUUUUUAACAUGUUUUUUUAUAACAGGUUUAUACUUUAUAGUUGAAAAAUUGUAAUAUACCCCUACUGAUCUUGCGUUUUGAUAAGAAACACUGAUUAAAAUUCAGAUUAACUUCGUCUUGCAUACUAAUAAAUGGUUAUUGAUCGAGAACUAAAUAUAACUACUCAAUUUUAAUUUGCGCAUUAUUAUUUUUUCAAAGUCUUAGACAGAUUUACAUAAAUAUUGCUCUAUUGCUCUUUUCACCAAAGUUAGUAUAUUUAAUAAAAGAUUUUUUAAUAGUUAUGUGAUCAAUAAUUUACGAUUAUUAUGAAUUUCAAUGUUAAAAACAAUUUAAAAUAUAACGUAAACAUAUUUUCACUGUCUAAUAUGACUUUUUUCAAUAUAUACAAUUAUGUUAAGGGCUGAAAAAAAUGACAAGGAACUAUUGUUAUUUAUAUUUUUUUUACUAGAAAUAUGAACUAAAACAAUAGGAUUUUGCUGUGAUCAACGGAUAUUAAUUGAGUAAAAUGACACUUACAUAUUUAGUAGAUGAUUUUUAAUACGAUUAAAAUAAUUAAUCUGAAUCUAAACAUUAGAGCGCAUGCAUUUGACUCAAGAUUAUGCAAAUUGAUGUAACAGGCAGGUCUGAUGUAUUUUUUAGCAAUAGUUUAUUUUCUAUGUUAGAAAAAAGGAACUCUUGUUCUUUUAUUAUUGUAAUAAAAACAGGAAUAAAGAAA
Nasonia vitripennis (jewel wasp) is the source of this 4018-nucleotide messenger RNA. RefSeq names its product diuretic hormone class 2 (gene Dh31). Gene Ontology annotation, molecular function: G protein-coupled receptor binding; diuretic hormone activity. The coding region runs from base 267 to 593 and encodes 108 amino acids. Gene Ontology annotation, biological process: body fluid secretion. The transcript is spliced from 4 exons. The record is from RefSeq and is a predicted model, not a curated record. NCBI's taxonomy places the organism in Eukaryota, Metazoa, Arthropoda, Insecta, Hymenoptera, Pteromalidae.